Octopus sinensis (East Asian common octopus) is the source of this 414-nucleotide messenger RNA. RefSeq lists its product as uncharacterized. The transcript has a single exon. The coding region runs from base 1 to 414 and encodes 137 amino acids. The record is from RefSeq and is a predicted model, not a curated record. Lineage: Eukaryota; Metazoa; Mollusca; Cephalopoda; Octopoda; Octopodidae.
AUGGAUAUCAUAAACAACAUUCUGCAAAGAGAGAUAGUGCAACACAUGAAUGAUAUACCUCCCAUUGAAGAAGUAAAUCUGGCAUUAUGUAAACUGAGAUCAGGUAAAGCUCCUGGAUUGAAUGGUAUUCCAGUUGAAAUUCUGAAAGCAGGUGGGGAUCAUAGUUCAUCUGAAAUUCAUAGCAUGAUAACUCGAGUUUGGAAUGAAUAUUCUGUGCCACAAGAAUGGAUAAAUGGCAUUCUAAUCUCUGUAUACAUGGGUAAGGCCCCAAAAGCAGUGUGUGGUAAUUCUAGAGGGAUAACUGUCCUGGCACAUACUGGGAAGAUACUUUCAAGGAUCAUGUUAGAUUGUCUCAUUGAGAAUGUGUGCCCACAUGUGAUUCCUGAAGAACACUGUGGUUCCAGAUCUGAGUGA